Molecule: messenger RNA, 7590 nt
Organism: Phyllostomus discolor (pale spear-nosed bat)
Lineage: Eukaryota; Metazoa; Chordata; Mammalia; Chiroptera; Phyllostomidae
Gene: ZNF24
Product: zinc finger protein 24
Exons: 8
Coding region: 180-2657 (825 amino acids)
Source: RefSeq, a predicted model, not a curated record
GCCAUCCCCGCCCCGCCCCCAGUCCCUCCCGACGACCGGAAGCAGCCUCCAGACCCGCGCUUCCCUGGCUUCUCCCCGGUACCGUGGGUCGUCCUUCCCCGCCCCGAGGAUUAUCCAUGAGGAGAGCUUCACCUCCUUGAAAAUUAAAGCCUGGCAGUCCUUAGCUAUUCCCAGUCCAAAUGUCUGAGUCAACAUUCCUGCCACAAACUUCAGAAGAGCCCGGUAGCAUCCUGGUAGUGAAGAUGGAAGGGAAAGAGGAGUCCUGUAAUCAGGAAUCCAGCCUCCACUUGAGAAGCUGUUACAGCCCGGAGACUUUUCGCCUGCAGUUCAGGCACUUUGGCUACCAGGAGUCCCCUGGGCCCAGGGAGGCUCUGAACAGGCUCCGGGAGCUUUGCGGUCUGUGGCUGAGGCCGGAGGUGUACACCAAGAGGCAGAUCCUGGAGCUGCUGGUGCUGGAGCAGUUCCUGGCCAUCCUGCCAGAGGAGCUGCAGGCCUGGCUGCGAGAGCACCAACCAGAGAACGGAGAGGAAGCCGUGACUAUGCUGGAGGAGCUGGAGAAGGAGCUUGAUGGGCCAGCAGAGCAGGUUUUGGGACAAAAUGAAGACACACUUGCAGAGAAAAUGGCAGCGUGGGCCGUCACUCAAGAGUCACCAUGUGGCCCGCUGAAGCCUGCAAAGCAGCAGCUGCAGUGCACACCCCAGGAGCUGCACCCCUCCAGACAAAACGAUAAAGACACUAGAACUGUAAAUGUGAAGUCAGCUUCAAAGCAAAGGACUUCUUCAGGGGUAGAACUGCAUUACGAUGUUUCUAACAUCAUUCAUGUGAAUGCUGCCCGGAGUUUCCCGUCUGGAGGAACUGGCGAACAAAGUGGCCUGUUUAAAAGAAGUCAUAGAAAUCCUUCUCAAAAGAAACAACACAAGUGUGACGAGUGUGGCAAAACCUUUAGUCAGAGCUCCGCCCUGCUGCUACAUCAGAGAAUCCACAGUGGAGAGAAACCGUAUGUGUGUGACGUGUGUGCAAAGGCUUUCAGCCGAAGCGCGGUCCUGAUUCAGCAUCGAAGAGUCCACACUGGGGAAAAACCUUACAAGUGCCAUGACUGCGGGAAAGCCUUCAGUCAGAGCUCCAAUCUUUUCAGACACAGAAAAAGUCAUACUAGAGGAAGAGGUCUCAUCAGUGUUGUGAGGGAAUCAAAGCAUUUACUGAGAACUUUGUCAACAGAAGAAGAAGACAAAAGGCACAAACAACUUAGUAUAGAUCAGUGGUUCCGGAGCACAGAACGUUGGGCAACCCGAGGAAAGAGGCACCAGGCCAAACCCAGGCUCAAAGCGGUCAUUGUCGUAGGGCUGCCCCUCCCCCGUCCAGAGCACGUCUCCAUGGCAACGCGGGGCUUCGCCUCCCUCCGCCUCCUGGGGCCCGCAGACCGGAAGCAGCCCGCGCCGGGGGCUUCUGGGAAACAGCUUGUGAGUGGCGUUUCUGCGUCUGCCUUGCACAGUGAAGCUGCUGUGGUUCCCGAGCCGGAGGUUUGCGCCAGAGUGGAGGAAAGGAUCAGGAUGUCUGCACAGUCAGUGGAAGAAGAUUCGAUACUUAUCAUCCCAACUCCAGAUGAAGAGGAAAAGAUUCUGAGAGUGAAGUUGGAGGAGGAUCCUGAUGGCGAAGAGGGAUCAAGUAUUCCCUGGAACCAUCUCCCUGACCCAGAGGUUUUCCGACAGCGAUUCAGGCAGUUUGGAUACCAGGAUUCACCUGGGCCCCGGGAGGCUGUGAGCCAGCUUCGAGAACUUUGCCGUCUGUGGCUCAGGCCAGAGACACACACAAAAGAGCAAAUCUUGGAGCUAGUAGUGCUGGAGCAGUUCGUUGCCAUUCUCCCCAAGGAGCUGCAGACUUGGGUUCGAGAGCAUAAUCCAGAAAAUGGAGAGGAGGCGGUGACGGUGCUGGAGGAUUUAGAGAGUGAACUAGAUGACCCUGGACAGCCGGUUUCUCUCCGUCGACGAAAACGGGAAGUGCUGGUAGAGGAGAUUGUCUCUCAAGAAGAAGCUCAGGGAUUACCAAAUUCUGAGCUUGAUGCCGUGGAAAACCAGCUGAAGUGGGCGUCCUGGGAGCUCCAUUCCCUAAGGCACUGUGAUGAUGAUGCUAGGACUGAAAAUGGAGCAUUAGCUCCAAAGCAGGAGAUUCCUUCAGCAGUAGAAUCUCAUGAAGUUCCUGGCAGUCUCAAUAUAGGUGUUCCUCAGAUUUUUAAAUAUGGAGAAGCCUGCUUCCCUAAGGGCAGGUUUGAAAGAAAGAGAAAUCCUUCUAGGAAGAAACAACAUAUAUGUGAUGAAUGUGGAAAACACUUCAGUCAGGGCUCAGCCCUUAUUCUUCAUCAAAGAAUCCACAGUGGAGAGAAACCCUAUGGGUGUGUUGAAUGCGGGAAGGCGUUCAGCAGAAGCUCCAUCCUUGUGCAGCACCAGAGGGUCCAUACUGGAGAAAAACCUUACAAAUGUCUCGAAUGUGGAAAAGCCUUUAGCCAGAAUUCUGGGCUUAUUAAUCAUCAGAGAAUCCAUACUGGAGAGAAACCUUACGAAUGCGUUCAGUGUGGGAAAUCCUAUAGUCAAAGCUCAAAUCUUUUUAGACAUCAGCGAAGACACAAUGCUGAAAAACUUCUGAAUGUUGUGAAAGUUUAAGGAAUUUUGAAAAAAGUCAGCACUCAGGUCUUUUUCUUCAGAAAUGAAGACAAAAUCAAAAACAUGGAAUGAUACAUAGCAGUUUGGUUUCCCUAUAAGAAUGUUAGAAAAUCCACUGGGAAAUGUAGAAAAUUGUCACCCACCAUCAUCAUUUCAUCUUGAAAGAAAUGGUGUCAUACCUGCCUAGAAACUGAAAUUUUAACCUUAAUUCAGGUGUUAAUGCCUAAAUCUUCCAUGUGAUGUUUAUAUUCUGUUUUUUCCAAAUAAUCUCUAUUCUUUGUCCCCCUCUUAAAAUUUUCUUUUGUAGGCAAAUACAUGAGUUCUGUGUUGAUCAUUGCGAUGUUCUUUGCAAGGAUACAUUCCCUUCUACACUAAAAGUCAACAUGGCAGUUAUGAAGUCUGAAAACUGAAGCCAUCUUUUCAAAAUUUUCUGUUUCUUUUGUACCCAAUUUGGAUAUGCAUUUCAGAAAAUAGAAGAUAAAAGGUGGCUAAAAGCCUCAAGGUAAAAUUAGAAGUGCUGGUGAUAAAACAUCAAAAAGUGAAUGGGACACCUAGAUUGGGAAAGAUAGAGAAAUACUUGGAUUCAAGAAUUGAAGUACAUUAAGAGUUUAUCUAAAUGCAAUUAUCGGCCUAUAAGAAAACUCAAAAAGGGCGCACCCUGUCUGUAAUGUGGAGACAUCCCACCAAUGAAAGUAACAUCCUCCCAUGGUUCAUCAGAAGGUGGGUCGAGUAAACGAUACUCGUAAACUAGGAAGGUAGAAAUGACACUAGGGCGAAUUCGCGGUGAAUGGCUGUGUUGAAGGGCAAAUGUAAAAGGGUAAUGGUCUGUCUGGGAUUUUAGGAAACAAAAGACUUGAAGAUCCAAUUCAUUAUCAUUUUGCCUUCAUUUUUGUUAAGGACAGGAAAAUCUCUGACCAGGUGGGUAACAAGGUAUCAAGUUUGCUACUUUAUUUUUUUGGUGAAAGAAAAGGGUUGAACACCAAGCUAACAAAGCAGCCAUGUACUCAUUUGUUAUUAAACAUUUUCUACCGACAAGGCACUGUGCUAGGUACUGUAACCCUGCCGUGAGUAGGUAGGUAAUUCUUUCACUGUAAGUUCCUGGGGAUUGGUACAAAGCUGUUGCUCAUGAGUUGGCCUCUUGCCCACGUCUGAGCAGUCCUGGGGGAGGUCACCUCUGAAAUUCUCAGAGCCAUGCUUCUCUCACCAGGGUGUCACAUUUCGGGGGAAGGAAGACUCAGAGAGCUAGCCAUCUCUCCAGCAUUCUUCAGUAGUGAGUCCAAAAUUCUAUCACAGUUUAGAGGUUUGUGCGUUUAAAAAAAAAACUAAUCAAUCUAGAGAUCUAGCAUUAAGGGUGUACUUAACAUGUUAAGUUGAAAGGAUUGUUUUGUUUUAAAAAAAACAAUUAGGUUAUUGACAACUAGUAUAUUAACUCUCAGAAUUGAUUGAAGUAUUUUUUUAAUUUUAAGUCUUAACACAUUUUUAAAAAUGUAUAAAAGGAAUCCAUUGUAGUGGUAGGAUUAUAUACUCCUUGGCUGAGAAUCCCAAGUACUGUGGUUCUGCUGUUUAGUGGAAAACUCUAGAAGUUAAAAUACAGAAUCUGAGAAAAGGCGUUUUUAUAGUGGGCAUCGUUGUGUGGAAAAUGACCCAUGUGAAUACAGAUAUUUCACAGUUCCGGAGAUUUGGGUUAUAGCUGGUGCUUGGAUCGAAUUUUAAAAAUGGAAGGCGAAGUCUGCACGAGCCUGUGCAAAAGCGUCGUGGUAAAUGCAAGGCCCGCUGGUGGGGGGGUGAGGCAGGUGGAGCUUGUUUAUAGGUUUUCUGAUAACAAUUAUAAGAAAUGUGCUUUAUAGAUUAAGAUUUAUUGAAGUAUAAAUAUGUAGUAAUGAUAUAAUGUAUUUUAAGUUAUACAAGAAAAUGUAGGGACUUCUGUUGGGGUCUGUUUUCUCUGUGGCUGAGAGGAAACAAGUCAGUGUCCAGUAACGGUGCGGACUCCUCUGCUCUGAGAUAAAAUGAUCUUGAGUUUAUCGAAUGAUUUAUUUAUAACCGACUUCUUUCCAAGUAGGCUUUGAGGUGGCAUAUUUGGAAUUCUGCCGGGAUGACAGGAUUCUUCUAUCAGAGUAGGUAAGAAGGGACCAAGCUCUCAGUGACUGAAAUUUCAUGCUUGCUUAGAUUUUAUGUCUUUCCUGAAUACAAAGAAGCUUCCAUGUGGUAGAUUUGUCUUAAAUGCCAAAGAUGUUUGGUAUAAUGUGAGAGCUUAGAAAAAGUCGUAUUAGAGUUGGCAGAUAUGUGUUUGUCUUGCCAGCUCUGAUACCUGGGGGUUGUUUGGGAAGGAUUCUGAGGCUAAGGCAGGGCUUUGUGGGAGAAAUGGCUGGAUCCAAAGGACUGGCUGAUCGUGCGCAGGAAAAGGAAGUGAUCUGUGUACUGGCUGGCUCUGAUUAGGUUAUGUCCCCAGUAGACAAAUUGAUUUAAAGUAACUCUUCAGUGACUUAUGAUUUCAUCUCUACCUUUAUGUAUACCCACACAGCUAACCAGCGGUUCUGGGGGCUGCCCAGCCUCGGAUGAAGUGGUGAUCUGGCAGUUGUCAAGCAGUGGCGUCUGUGUGGUUGGCAAAUGAGCACGCAGUGUUAAUGGCAUGCAGACUGCUGAUACCUACCCAGGAGCCACUGAGCUUUUUGCUCAUUACUGCUAAAGUUUUUUCUGGUGUUCUUGGCGUUUAAGCUUCCUAUACUUAACACCCAGUUGGCACUUGAUCAUUUAGCAGUACGUCUAGCAAUUUAUGUAAGUUGAAGGGAGGGUUAUAUGUAUUGAAAUAAUCUGCAUGCCAGGCAUUGGACUAGAGACCGUACCUAUCUCUCUUAGAUUUGUAGACUUAGACAAGCAGGAUUCAGAGACUGUGAGACUUGCAUGUGGCCAAGUAGAGCUAAAAUUCAAGUCUAGUUCUGUGAACUCCACAGACGUAUAUUUUUCCACAAUGCCAUGAGUGGUGGCCAUUAAACUUUGAUUUUAGGUUUUACCUUUUAUGGUUCAGAUGCUUUUAUCUUUUAUAGUUAAUGUGAAAACUAUUAAAUAUGCUUGUUUAAAUUUUCUAUAGUACAGAAUGUAAAGUGAAAAAAAAGACAUUCCUUUUCAUAGUCUUACUCAGAAAUAUUAAUUACUUGGUUUGUUAUUCUUCCAGGACUAGGCAUAUACAAAUUUAAUUGACAGUGUGUUAAUAGCUGACACUUGUGGUUUCUAUAAAGGCACUGUUUGAAGUGCUCUAGCAUGGAUUAACUCAAUCCUCACAGCACUCGUACGAGGUAGGUACAUAAUGCCCAUUUUACAUACACACACUGCGAUUUGCCUCCUCUCCUUCCCAGUUUGGUAAGACCUUGUUUUUCAUGGCUACAUAUACUGUUUCACUGCAUGAAUAUACUCUAAUUCAUUUAACUGACCCCUGGAUAUUUUGGUUCUUUAUAGUUUUUUAUUAUAGAUAAAGAUAUAGUUAACAUCCUUGUACAUCUAUUUUGCUGCCUGUGUGGGUACUUCUGUAGGAUAAAUAGAAGUGAAUUUUUGGGGUCUUACUGUGUACAUUCAGCAUUUUAAGAAAUGCCACCCAAAAGAUCGUAGUAGUUUACAACUCCAUCAACAGUAAGAACGUGCCUGUUGGCCUACAUGCCCACCAAUCCUGUAUCCUCAAAUAUUUUUGCCUAUCUGAUAGGCAAAAUUUAUUUCCUUUUUAUUAUUAAUAAGGAGGAACAUUUCUUCUUUGUUUAUUGGCCAUUUGCAUUUCCUGUUGUGAAUAGUGUUUGCCCAUUUUAAUUUUUUUAAUUACCAGGCUAUAAAUGACUACCAGCUCAUUGUACAAAAUGUAAAUGAUACACACAGGUAUAAGGACAAACAGACCCUUUUCUGUAGCAUUUCCAAUCACAUUCCACUGUCCGCAGGUUAGUGUACAUUCAUCUAGUCCCCUUUCCAUACAUAUCCGUGUGGAUAUACAUAAACACAUAAAAACUAUUUUUACAUGAAUAGGAUCAUAUAUGUAUUGUUCUGCAGCUUGCUUUGUUUGUGUGUCUCAAAAACAUCCUGAGGAUUUUAAAUUUCUUUAAUGGUUGAAUAGAAUUCAAUAUUAUGAAAAUACCAUUACUGGACUGUUUUCUUAUUUUUUUCCUCUUGCUAUUACAUUGCCAAAGUAAAUCUUUUUCAUAUAUAUUUGUGCAUGUGUGUGAAUAUUUCUUUAGGAUGGAGUUGUGUAGGGUGGAUUGUUGCAUCAAAGGUGUGCUCUCAGACAGACCCACCUUAGCCUUCCCAUAGGCCUUCAUAACUUUAUAUUUUACCAACUGUAUGGAAAAGCUCAUUUCCCCAUAUAGCUUUACUUACUCGUGAUAGUUCUAUCGGAUGAGAAAAAAAAAAAGAACUCUUAAUUGCAUUCCCUGAUUAAUGGUGAGUUUGAGGUUAUUUUCAUGUGUAUUGGCCAUUUAUAGUUUCACCGUAGGUGGUUCAUAUCUUUUUCCCGCUUUCCUAUUGGGUUACGUGCGGAUAUGUUUUCGUUUGUUCAGCAUCUCUCCCCAUCUUCUGGUAACAGAACCCUUAUUUAUUGUGGGGAACCCAUUCCCUGUGGCUUAGGUGAGUACCUGACCAGGUCUGGCCUUCCUGAGUUCUGCAGCUCCCUAGCCACAGUGAUGAAAGAAUAGGGAUGUUACUCAAGCCAGGCUACAGAGAGCCCUCAACAGAACUUCUGUGGAAACGAUUGGAAAGAAGGCUCUACGGAGAUCUCACGAACUAAGGACUUGUGUAAGCCUGAAUUUGUACCAUGCGGAGUUUGAGGAGAAACUCAAAAGAGAACUGAGUUCUGGUAUCAUUUUUCUGGAGGCCCUAGUCCAGCUGUGCCUAAAGCCUGCCCUACCUCCGGACUUUAACAUUUUGUGAGCCAAUAAAGUCCCUUUCUUGUUUAAGAUAA